CGAGCACCAAGCGCGUGCCCGCUAUAAAUAGGGGCGUGUUCCGUCUGGCAGUGUAGAAGUCAAUGAUGGCUGCUCCCAAGAAAGUCUGUGUGGUGGGCUCCGGAAACUGGGGCUCGGCCAUCGCCAAGAUUGUGGGUGCCAACACGGCCAAAAAUGACAAGUUCGAAACGGUGGUCAACAUGUGGGUCUUUGAGGAGAUGGUGGACGGCCGCAAGCUCACGGAAAUCAUCAACACGGAUCAUGAGAAUGUCAAAUAUCUGCGCGGUCACAAGCUUCCUCCCAAUGUGGUGGCUGUCCCAGACUUGGCCGAGUCUGUGAAGGGAGCCGACAUCCUGAUGUUUGUGGUCCCUCAUCAGUUCAUCAUCAGAGUGUGCGACACCAUCAAGGGCCAUAUCAAGAAGGAUGCUCACGGUGUGUCGCUCAUCAAGGGCGUGGACGCCAGUCCAGAGGGUCUGAAACUGAUCUCUGAGGUCAUCCGAGGCAAGCUAGGCAUCAGCAUGUCGGUGCUGAUGGGAGCAAACAUCGCCAGCGAGGUGGCUGAGGAGAAGUUCUGCGAAACAACCAUCGGCUGCAAAGACAAAGCCCAUGGGCCCAUACUGAAGGAGCUAAUGCAGACCACUAACUUCCGCGUGACCGUGGUGGAGGAGUCCGACGUGGUGGAGAUCUGCGGGGCACUCAAAAACAUUGUGGCGGUGGGAGCAGGCUUCUGCGACGGCCUGGGCUUUGGUGACAACACCAAGGCGGCGGUGAUCCGCCUGGGCCUGAUGGAGAUGAUCGCCUUUGCCAAGGUCUUCUGCACCGACGGCCCCGUCUCGGCCAGCACGUUCUUGGAGAGCUGCGGCGUGGCUGACCUCAUCACCACCUGCUAUGGCGGACGCAACCGCAAGAUUGGGGAAGAGUUUGCCAAAACGGGAAAAACAAUCGAGCAGUUGGAGAAGGAGCUACUGAACGGUCAGAAGCUUCAAGGGCCAGCCACUGCAACUGAAGUGCACCAAAUUUUGAAGCAGAAAAACAUGGUGGAGAAGUUCCCCCUUUUCACUGCUGUCCACCAGAUCUGUUUCAACGGCCAUCCUGUGGCAGAGUUCAUCGGCUGUCUGCAGAACCACCCCGAGCACAUGUAAAGGACUGCUGCUACUGAUGAUGGUGAUGAUGAUUAAGACUCACUGUGGAGCUGCUGCUGUAUGCAGCAAGCAAGGGUACUCCAUAUCUCUCAAACUGAGCGUCCGUGUUAAACUACUGUUAUCACUGUUACGUAACACCGCUGUGGCCUUUCGCUGAAUAGAAAGGCCACACGUUGUUGCAUAAACCGUUAACCUCCAAAGAAUUACUACACCGCCUACGCACAAAAGCAAUGCCCAGUUGCACAAAAUUCAUACUUUUCUCAAGUGCCUUCAUUUGUUCUCUGUGCUUGUUGACGUUAUUUAUUCGGGAAUAAACUGUAGAACUCUUUUUCCUUUUGGCGUCCUUUUUAAUGUUUUUUUAUUAUAGCUGUCACUGAGUGCACCGAUGCCUGCAGGGCACACUUACAUGCAGCCUCCUUGUAACCCGGCCUGUCCAGGCUUUAGGACUGCCACUCUAAACGUUUCACCUUUACCAUUUUCUACACUGUACCAUCUGACCUUUUCAACAGUGCAGCCCCCAAAAAUGACUGGUUGGUGGUUGUUGUCCCUGUAUGUCACUUUUAAGUACCUCCUCGUGAAACAACAAAGGGGUGUGAAGGACUGGUUCCUUCUUGCCAGUAGCCUCUACAGCAUCACCAUGCUUCAGCCAAGUCAAUAAUCUUGUUUAGACUGGGUUUGAGAAUCCUUUGCAUAGUUUUUGAGUCAACUGUCCAACAAGAUUUCUAAUUAUAACAAGCUCCAAAGGGGCAAAUGGCUAUCUAUAAUUAGACAGACUUUCAGCUGCAUCAUCUUUCUUCACAGCACGGACAGAUAGAGAUAUUACACCACUGUCUGUCAGGCUAAUAAUACAUAUCACACAGACAUGGGCAAUGAGUCAAAAGUGUUUCAAGUGUCUGGGACAGUUGAGGCAACUUGAAAAUGUAGAGUGUAAAAUGUAAACAAGCCUUGACUUGAAAUCUUCAAGACGCUGCAGUUUCCUAGCUGCAAUACGACCAGUGACCACCUGGCUGUGCUGUCGCCGCAUCACUGCACUCUCGCCACCUUAAACACCCCUUUUUGGCUAUCUUUGACGAUGACAACCUUUCGAAUAAUGUCACACUGUGAUUGUUAAAACGUAAACCAUCGAGUCAAAAUACUGUAAAAUUGACUUUGAAGCCUGUUUGCCUCAUUCGACUCACUUCCUUAAUUCCAGUUCCCAUCUUUUGGGCGUAGAUUUGUCAAGUUUAUCGGUAAAUGGCAAGGAAUUUAUCGAAAGUGGAACUCAUUUACCUUCAAAAUAAAAC
Molecule: messenger RNA, 2404 nt
Organism: Dunckerocampus dactyliophorus (ringed pipefish)
Lineage: Eukaryota; Metazoa; Chordata; Actinopteri; Syngnathiformes; Syngnathidae
Product: glycerol-3-phosphate dehydrogenase [NAD(+)], cytoplasmic-like
Exons: 8
Coding region: 63-1121 (352 amino acids)
Biological process (GO): carbohydrate metabolic process; glycerol-3-phosphate catabolic process
Cellular component (GO): cytosol; glycerol-3-phosphate dehydrogenase (FAD) complex
Molecular function (GO): glycerol-3-phosphate dehydrogenase [NAD(P)+] activity; NAD binding; protein homodimerization activity
Source: RefSeq, a predicted model, not a curated record